Molecule: messenger RNA, 351 nt
Organism: Macrosiphum euphorbiae (potato aphid)
Lineage: Eukaryota; Metazoa; Arthropoda; Insecta; Hemiptera; Aphididae
Source: the annotation of a GenBank genome assembly
AUGAGCGUUGUUAAACGCGCGGGCGCGGUGCGGGACAGGCGGACGGUGGUAGUGAAGGAACGCGUAGGGAAGGGUGGCGGGGUGAAGUGGCGGCCAACGAGCGUGACGGCGUACAAUAACGGCUGGACAGGCGAUAACGAAACACAACACACACAGGUACGGGGCACAGGCAACAGGCCUACAACUACUACAGAGUACAGACUAGACUACGGUGACUACGGCUCUGUGACAAAUACGACGGUCUAUGGACAGUGUUGUGGCUGCGUCACUACGACAGGAUACCGACACCACGGAGAUAACAAUGAAAAUAAACAGCCGUUGCCCUCGCUCGGCGUAGUCGUAGUGCCGUAG